Messenger RNA from Schizosaccharomyces cryophilus OY26, 1923 nucleotides. RefSeq names its product lysine methyltransferase Set8. The coding region runs from base 557 to 1840 and encodes 427 amino acids. The record is from RefSeq and is a predicted model, not a curated record. Lineage: Eukaryota; Fungi; Ascomycota; Schizosaccharomycetes; Schizosaccharomycetales; Schizosaccharomycetaceae. Gene Ontology annotation, biological process: peptidyl-lysine monomethylation. The transcript has a single exon. Gene Ontology annotation, cellular component: nucleus. Gene Ontology annotation, molecular function: protein binding; protein-lysine N-methyltransferase activity.
AAUAAUUCUACUUAGCCAUAGGUUCUUUAUGCAGGCUUGUUUCUUAUCUCUUGUCAUUAUUUUCACGAUGUAGUCACCUUGAAUUUUACCUUUGAGUUUCUUUGCGCAAUGCUGCCCUUGUUAAUGUGCUUUUCUUGAGAGAUAUGCUGAAUUAUUAGCGGUCAUUCAAGCUUGCUAUUAGGUAUCUCUUAAUUACAUCUGACCAUUUUCUUAAAACUAUUGAAAAGCUUUUUUCUUUCUUUUCACUGAUGUAUCAAUUUUAUUUCUAACUGAGAACUCUACAGACAUAACCAUUCAAUAGAGACAGAAUGGACAGUAAAGGCAUCAGUCUUAUGCUGUCUUUAGCGAAUUUGGAAAGAUCCUACGAAACAACCAUUUUUCACACUUAUUCCAUUAUAAUCUACUAUUAAUGUAAUCUAUUAACCAAGUUGUAUCACGUUUAAUUACAAUAUCACCGAUUUUCGUCUACCACUGAAAAGCUUAUUAUAGCUGCCUACUGUUGCCAAAAUUCUUGAAACCUGGUUUAUUAAGAAUUCUCAAAGGUGGACAGCCUCCCAUGCAUCCAAGCUCAAACGAAUUGAUAAACGCUUUUGUGAAGAAAUGUAUUAAACUUGAAAUCGCUGAAAUUGAAGGAAAAGGAAGAGGGCUGCGAUGUUUAGAGAAAUGCGACUCUGGGCAACUACUGUUGGAGAUACCAUUAGUAAAAGUUAUUUGUGAAGAAUCAAUUACAGAAUAUCGAAAGAAGAAUAAAUCCUUUGCUUCGAUCGCCGAGUCCGAAGAGUGGGAUGUUAUGCCAUCCAGAAAGCAGGUUCUGUUCAUCCUCUGUCACUUAAAUGGGUCAAACGAAAAGGAGAGUGAAUGGAAUCUCUACUUAUCUACUUUGCCAUCUUAUAUUGAUACCCCAGUUCAGUGGCCUGAAAGUGAUAUACAGGGUCUUCAAGGAACUUCAUUGUUCAUGCCUGUCUUGGCCAAACAAAAUUUUUUGAGAGAAGAAUGGGAAGAAUUAAGAACCCGAUAUGGAAACCUUUGGCCAGGAAAAAUCACUUUGUCUGAUUGGAUACAUGCUGAUGCCUUAUACAAUAGUCGAUGCCUCGAAAGACCAUCGGGUAAUACAGUUUUGUCUCCUGUGAUUGAUUUGUGUAAUCACUCAAAUAGUGCCAAUUCCAGAUGGGAUUUUACUUCAGACGCUAUACAAGUGUAUGCUCAGAAGACUAUUUCUGUUGGAGAUGAAAUCACUUUUAAUUAUGGUAGUUCCAAAGGUGCUGGGGAAUUUCUAUUUUCAUACGGUUUCAUUCCACAAAGCAUAGGAGAUGGUACAAUUGACGUUGUAAAGAUCUUAAUUCCCAAAGAUCCCAACGAUCCCUUGGAUGUUGUAAAACGAAGUUGUUGUAAAAGACCACCAAUGAUCGAGUUUGCUUCGGAUCCUACUGGUUUAUGGUGGCAUGCUCCAUUUUUAUAUUUUUCGAUUUUGAAUAUUCAAGACUUCACUUUUUUUCAUUUGGAGCAAAACGAAUACGGGGAUAUAGAACCCCAAUGGGAGUUCGAAGGGCAAAGAACCACUAUUGAGGAACUCCCAAAAUUAAUAUUAAAGUCUUCUUUAAAAGACUUGUAUUUCUUGAGAGUAUUUUGCCUUGUUGAGCAGUUAGCCGAAGCAGCCCUCAAACAUAAUUUAGAAAGUGACCAAUACAUAUCAUCGCGCAAAGGUGUUGCUACGAAUCUUUUAUUAAGGGAACGAAAUUUAUUUACGAAAAUAUUACCAUAUCUCAAAGGUUUUAUAGAAGAUUAUGCCAAGUCAGAAGUCGUUAGUAAUUAUUUAGCUACCCAGGAUGCAGAGCAAUGAGUACUUUAAUAGAAUCUUUUUACAAAAUUAUUUAUGUUCUUAAUUAAUUUUCUUUUCUUUACAGUCGGAAAAUAUGAAUAGAG